Molecule: messenger RNA, 304 nt
Organism: Protopolystoma xenopodis
Lineage: Eukaryota; Metazoa; Platyhelminthes; Monogenea; Polystomatidea; Polystomatidae
Source: the annotation of a GenBank genome assembly
AUCACCCCCCGCUGGGGAAGAGCCAUACAUUCCCAGUUAUAUGGACCCAAGCAACGGCCCAGAGCCUUGUGUCGUCUGCGGUGACAAGGCCACUGGCUUUCAUUAUCGCGCCAUGACUUGUGAAGGAUGCAAGGGUUUUUUUCGCCGCUCCGUCCAGAAGCGGUUGGUGUACACCUGCAAGUUUAAUGGUCGCUGUUCUGUUUCUGACAAGCAGAAUCGCAACAGUUGCCAAAAGUGCCGGUUCGAUCGGUGCAUUAAGGGCGGCAUGGCAAGAGAUUGUAAGCUGAUUAUUUGCAUUCGUUAG